Dendrobium catenatum is the source of this 519-nucleotide messenger RNA. RefSeq names its product heavy metal-associated isoprenylated plant protein 41-like. The transcript has 2 exons. Gene Ontology annotation, molecular function: rRNA (uridine-N3-)-methyltransferase activity. Bases 1 to 519 code for a protein of 172 amino acids. The record is from RefSeq and is a predicted model, not a curated record. Gene Ontology annotation, biological process: rRNA base methylation. Lineage: Eukaryota; Viridiplantae; Streptophyta; Magnoliopsida; Asparagales; Orchidaceae. Gene Ontology annotation, cellular component: cytoplasm.
AUGUGCCUUUCCAUACCAGAUAAAUUGCUGGAGAAGUAUUCGAGUGCUAGUAUGUACCUUGAUGAGCUUAAAAUUCUAGGAUGCACAUUAUUACAUGGAAUUGAUGUGAAAGACAUGCACGAAGAUAGCUUUUUGAAAGCACAACGGUUCGACCGAAUCAUCUUUAAUUUUCCUCAUGCAGGACAUUAUGUAGGGCUCCAUGAACAUGAUGACGAGCUCAUUUUGAUGCACCAGAAGUUACUUUGUGAUUUCUUUAGCAGUGCAAGAUGCUUGUUAAGUGAAAAUGGUGAAAUACAUGUUAGUCAUAAGGAUGGCCAUCCUUUUUAUAAGUGGGGCAUUAGAGAUUCAGCAAAGGAGAGAGGUCUGAUCCUCAAGGAAAUGGUGGAGUUUCAGAAGGAAGAUUAUCCUGGUUAUGAGAACAAGAGAGGAGGUGAUAUAAUGAGCAACUUGACCUUUCCUCUUGGAAAUAUGAGUUUCACUUUCAAGUUUUCCUUGAGCAAGCAUUUAGAGGACAACUGA